AGGACUGUGAAUGAGCUGCUGAGGCGAACACUUCCAGCUCCUCAGGAGAGAAAUUAACCAAAACCUGCAGAGAAACACAGCAAGUUGAAUGAAUAUAAUUAGAUUAAAAAAUGCUUGUAGAGAGUGACAUGGAUUCCAGUGUAACGAAGCCGGAGAGCUUUUGGGAUAUCCUGCAGGAGAUGGAGUCAGCAUGGACCACCACUGUUCUGCUGGUUCCCUGUGUUGUCGUGCUUACAGCUGGAUUUUUCUACAUCUAUGGGAUGGUUGUCAGCCUGCUGUCCAAAACAUCAGUCAGGAAUAAGGUGGUGGUUCUGACUGAUGCUUUAUCAGGACUUGGAAAAGAAUGUGCGAGUGUGUUCCACAAAGGAGGAGCGAGGUUGAUCCUCUGUGGGAAAAACUGUGAGAAGCUUGAAGAACUUGCAGAUGAUUUGGCGAAUGCUUCAGAUCCCACAGUGACGUUUCCUAUUAAGCUGGUUCUACUGGAUUUUGGUGAAAUAGAGAGUUUACCUGAGGCCAUCGAGGAGAUCCUGGAAUGUUACGGUUAUCUGGAUAUUCUGAUCCUUAACAGCAGCAUGAAGGUCAAAGGUCCAGCACAGAGUCUGUCUCUGGAGAUGGACAAGCUGCUAAUGGACAACAACUACUUCGGCCCAGUCACACUGGCUAAAGGUGUCCUGCCCUCCAUGAUCUCCAGGAGAACGGGUCACCUGCUGCUGGUCAACAGCAUUCAAGGAAAACUGGCUGUACCCUUUCGGACCACAUAUUCAGCCUCCAAACAUGCGGUCCAGGCUUUCUUCGACUGUCUGAGGGCUGAAGUAGAAGAGUAUGGCAUCUCUGUCAGCACCAUCAAUCACACUUUCAUCAGCGGUUCAGCAGCAGACGCCGCUCCGUCCAAAUCCCUCUGGUCAUUGUUGUACACCAAGAAACCACUGGGCGUUUCUCCAGAUGAAGCAGCCACUGAGAUUGUGAAGACAUUAAACAACAAGAGGAAGGAGGUGGUAAUUGCUCCGUCGCUCCCUAAGGUGGCCAUUUAUGCCCGAUCCUUCUUCCCCAAUGUCUUUUUUGCAGUGAUGGCAGCUGGAGUGAAGAAUGCUGCAGCCUCUGAGAAGACACAGUGAAGCUGAAACAGAUUUAUUUUGAAUGACUUUUAAAGAUUUUUGUCUCAAAGGAACCUGAUGACAGGGAAGCAAAUGGGUGAAUGUAGAGAACGAUGACUGCAGAGUCUGGAAAUGAUGUUACUUAAUUCUUAAUUAUGUUGUUUGUCAGUUUUUCUCUGGUUUUCCAUUACAUCUUUUGAAUAAAUGUAUGAAAUGAUCCUCAGGUAUCAUGUAUGUAUAAAUUAUGAUUGCAGAUGAUGAUGUGCAGAGAACAGGUAGCCUGAACUGUUGUUUGUUAUAUUUACUGUAAUAAGGAAAUAAAUUAGUGACUAA
Sphaeramia orbicularis (orbiculate cardinalfish) is the source of this 1427-nucleotide messenger RNA. RefSeq names its product dehydrogenase/reductase SDR family member 7C-B-like. The coding region runs from base 111 to 1115 and encodes 334 amino acids. Gene Ontology annotation, molecular function: oxidoreductase activity, acting on the CH-OH group of donors, NAD or NADP as acceptor. The record is from RefSeq and is a predicted model, not a curated record. Lineage: Eukaryota; Metazoa; Chordata; Actinopteri; Kurtiformes; Apogonidae. Gene Ontology annotation, biological process: intracellular calcium ion homeostasis. The transcript has 8 exons.